Orycteropus afer afer is the source of this 2485-nucleotide messenger RNA. The record is from RefSeq and is a predicted model, not a curated record. Lineage: Eukaryota; Metazoa; Chordata; Mammalia; Tubulidentata; Orycteropodidae.
GGAUUCAGGAAGCGCCGCGCUCCCGGCCGCCAGCGCCCAGCGUCCUGGAGGCCGAGCAGCUCAGAGGGCCAGGACCAGCAUGGCAGAUCCCAGCGAUGGCCCCCACAUGGGGCCUGGGGAGGCAGCUGAGCCCCUUGGGGACGAGAGCAGCUCCCCUGGUGGGGAGGCCUUCCCCCUUUCCUCAUUAGCCAACCUAUUUGAGGGGGAGGAUGGCUGCCCCUCGCCCUCACCGGCUGAUGCCAGUCGGCCCCCUGGCCCAGGCGAUGGGCGGCCAAACCUACGCAUGAAGUUCCAGGGCGCCUUCCGCAAGGGUGUGCCCAACCCCAUUGACCUUCUGGAGUCCACCCUUUAUGAGUCCUCAGUGGUGCCCGGGCCGAAGAAGGCACCCAUGGACUCGCUCUUUGACUAUGGCACCUAUCGCCACCCGCCCAGCGACAACAAGAGAUGGAGGAGGAAGGUCAUAGAGAAGCAGCCACAGAUCCCUAAAGAUCCGGCACCCCAGCCACCCCCUGUCCUCAAAGUCUUCAACCGGCCCAUCCUCUUUGACAUCGUGUCCCGGGGCUCCACUGCCGACCUGGACGGGCUGCUCCCCUUCUUACAGACCCAUAAGAAGCGGCUGACUGACGAGGAGUUCCGGGAGCCGUCCACGGGGAAGACCUGCCUGCCCAAGGCCCUGCUGAACCUGAGCAACGGCCACAAUGACACCAUCCCCCUGCUCCUGGACAUUGCUGAGUGCACUGGCAACACGCGAGAGUUCGUCAACUCGCCCUUCCGGGACGUCUACUACCGAGGUCAGACGGCCCUGCACAUCGCCAUCGAGCGCCGCUGCAAACACUACGUAGAGCUCCUUGUGGCCCAAGGGGCUGACGUCCAUGCCCAGGCCCGAGGGCGCUUCUUCCAGCCCAAGGAUGAGGGUGGCUACUUCUACUUUGGUGAGCUGCCCCUGUCGCUGGCCGCCUGCACCAAUCAGCCCCACAUCGUCAAUUACCUGACGGAGAACCCGCACAAGAAGGCAGACAUGCGGCGGCAGGACUCGCGCGGCAACACAGUGCUGCAUGCACUGGUGGCCAUCGCCGACAACACACGCGAGAACACCAAGUUCGUCACCAAGAUGUACGACUUGCUGCUGCUCAAGUGUGCCCGCCUUUUCCCCGAUAGCAACCUGGAGGCCGUGCUUAACAAUGACGGCCUCUCGCCCCUCAUGAUGGCCGCCAAGACAGGCAAGAUCGGGAUCUUUCAGCACAUCAUUAGACGGGAGGUGACGGAUGAGGACACGCGGCACCUGUCCCGCAAGUUCAAGGACUGGGCCUACGGCCCGGUGUAUUCCUCGCUCUACGACCUCUCCUCCCUGGACACAUGUGGGGAAGAGGCCUCUGUACUGGAAAUCCUGGUGUACAACAGCAAGAUCGAGAACCGCCACGAGAUGCUGGCCGUGGAACCCAUCAACGAGCUGCUGCGGGACAAGUGGCGUAAGUUCGGAGCUGUUUCCUUUUACAUCAGCGUGGUGUCCUACCUGUGCGCCAUGGUCAUCUUCACCCUCACUGCCUACUACCAGCCGCUGGAGGGCACUCCGCCGUAUCCUUACCGCACGACAGUGGACUACAUGAGGCUGGCUGGGGAGAUCAUCACGCUCUUCACUGGGGUCCUAUUCUUUUUCACCAAUAUCAAAGACUUGUUCAUGAAGAAAUGCCCUGGCGUGAACUCCCUCUUCAUCGAUGGCUCCUUCCAGCUGCUGUACUUCAUCUACUCGGUGCUGGUGAUUGUCUCAGCGGCCCUCUACCUGGCAGGGAUUGAGGCCUACUUGGCCGUCAUGGUCUUUGCUCUGGUCCUGGGCUGGAUGAACGCCCUCUACUUCACCCGUGGGUUGAAGCUGACGGGAACCUACAGCAUCAUGAUCCAGAAGAUCCUCUUCAAAGACCUUUUCCGCUUCCUGCUCGUCUACUUCCUCUUCAUGAUCGGCUACGCCUCAGCCCUGGUAUCCCUCCUGAACCCUUGUGCCAACAUGAAGGUGUGCCACGAGGACCAGACCAACUGCUCGGUGCCCACAUACCCUUCAUGCCGUGACAGCGAGACCUUCAGCACCUUCCUCCUGGACCUCUUCAAGCUGACCAUCGGUAUGGGUGACCUGGAGAUGCUGAGCAGCACCAAGUACCCUGUGGUCUUUAUCAUCCUACUUGUCACCUAUAUCAUCCUCACCUUCGUGCUUCUUCUGAACAUGCUUAUCGCCCUCAUGGGGGAGACAGUGGGCCAGGUCUCCAAGGAGAGCAAGCACAUCUGGAAGCUGCAGGUGAGGCCCCCAACCCACCCCAUCAGCCCCUCUUCUCCUCAUCGCUGGUCCUCAGUGGUACCCCGCGUGGUUGAGCUGAACAAGAAUUCAAACCCGGAUGAGGUGGUGGUGCCAUUCAACACCAUGGGGAACCCCAGCUGCGAUGGACACCAGCAGAGUUACCCCCCCAAGUGGAGGACUGAUGAUGCCCCCCUCUAG